Messenger RNA from Symbiodinium sp. CCMP2456, 2056 nucleotides. NCBI's taxonomy places the organism in Eukaryota, Dinophyceae, Suessiales, Symbiodiniaceae. The record is from the annotation of a GenBank genome assembly.
GAGUCGCAACUCCUUGGUCUCUGUGCAGCUCUUCGGGGAGUCCGGCUGCCCAGACACCACGGCCUUCAUUGCCGGACCGCUUGCGGAUGCCGAGAAGGCUCCUGGCGUCGCAGACAUCAUGCGAUUAGAUUGGACGCCCUUCGGCAACGCCUACUUUCUCACGGCCGAGUGCGGGGGAGUGCCGGCACCUGCAGGAUGUGGCACCUCUACUUCUUGCUUGUACAAUUCCACGGUCAGGGAGUGCUUCCUGGCCCAUUGCGGUCUUGGAGGGCGUCCCUUUGCGGACUGCUACUCACCGGGUCAUGUGCGUUGUCAGCAUGGCAGCGUCGAGUGCGCGGCCAACCAGCUGGAGGCCUGUGCCAAGAUGAAGGAUGCGGAAAGUUACUGGCCCAUCUCAAGGUGCAUAGAGAUGGCAUUCUUCACUGGAAAGCUGCGCACGGGCUCUUCCAGCCCUGAGGAGGUCCAUGAUGUCGCUGCGAGCUGCGGCCUAGCGGCUGAGACCUUCGACUUCUGUGCCUCACAGGGCCAUGAGGCCGUCGUUGCCAUGGCAAAGUCCACACCUCCUCAUCCAGGUGUUCCGUAUGUGUUGGUGAACGGCGUGGCUCUGUCUGAGACCAAAGACUUGCUGAAGAAGAUCUGCGAGGCUUAUGAAGGAGACAAGCCCGCUGGCUGUCUUGAGCACAGAAAGGCCGCAAAGGCCGCUGUAGCUCAGACGCCGGUGGAUGACGCUGUGCAGUCUGGAGGAAAGGUGUCGACAUCUGAGAGCAAUCGCAGUGCAGCACUCCAAGCCCUGGCCGGGAAACCGCAGGUGCAGCCAGAAGAUGCCAAGCAGAUUCAACUCGUGAACGCAGGUCACGAGGUGCGUUUCGCCACCGGAAGAUCCCUUUUGAACCGAGAUCAGCUGUUCGACAAGAAUGCCUUAGCAAAAGCAGCUAUGCAGUGCAUCGAAAUGGGCGCGAAUCUCGAUGGAGUUGAUUUGCAUAGUCAGAUACCUCUGCUUUGGGCUGCAGCGCCCGGCAACAUGGUGAUCGUCAAGUUUCUUCUGAAUCCAGACUUUGAGGUGAACGUUAGGGACAAGGCCAGGAAGACCGCUCUUUUCUUCGCUAUCGAUAACGGUCACCUGGACGUGGCCGACUACCCAGUCGAAAUGGGCUUCGCCAACCCCGACUUUCGUUUGUCCUUGCGCAGAAGCACGGAGCCGUUUCGCCCAGGCGAAACGGCUCCGUGCUUCUCCGGGGCCAGGAAGGAGGAGUCCGAGCCCAUCGUUGGUUGUAAAGAAGAGGACAACGUGCUCGUGGAAGCCUCAGGGACAGACGUGGCCGACUAUCUGAACGGGCAGCCUCGGUGGAACGUGCGGUCAAUAUGCUGCGAUCCAAUGAAGCGGAAGGAGCUUCGUGGCCACCUUGCAACCCUCCAUGCGAGGCCCGCGCGGGCUGGCGUCGAUGAGCUCGGUUUGCAAGGCGCUUGCAUAGACCUCCGCCCUGCAGGGCUUUGGCAGCAGGUCUUGACAGCUGCCAUGCAAGCUGGAAAAGGAUCCGUCCCCGCAGUUUUGAGUGAUCUGCGCGUGGCAUCAGAAAAAGACAGACCUCUCGCCGUCUGCCAGCGAGGAAUCGGCUUCCGAGAUCCGUACCACCCAACCGGAGAAGCAGCCUGGAACAAAGAGCUUGAAAGGAGGGGCCUCAAAUCGGAGAUUCGUGAAGGCAAAGUCUUCGAGGAGUUGUUGAGGAGGCAGGGCGAUGCCAAGAUGGAUGUGGCCGAGAACAUGUUCACGGAGGCGAUCCUGGACAACGUCGUGGAUUUGGGUGAGCUGGUGCUGCAGUUCUACGCCCUUUAUGUUGACAGGCAGCCGGUCAAUGGUGAUGCUGACAACUCCAAGGUACCGAGGCGACUGAGGAAGCGCAUGAACAAGGACUAUGGCUUGGAUGCCUCCUUCGACAUGAAGGAUGAGCUCAUUGCCUCGAAGGACAAGCCCAGUGCUCAGGCCAUCCAGGACUUCGCCGGCAGCCUGAGCGCGAUGCAAACGUUGAGCCCUCGCUUCAAGUUCAAGCGAAAUUGA